Molecule: messenger RNA, 3553 nt
Organism: Durio zibethinus
Lineage: Eukaryota; Viridiplantae; Streptophyta; Magnoliopsida; Malvales; Malvaceae
Source: RefSeq, a predicted model, not a curated record
GACAACCUUUGGUACAAAGCCUCCACGGCUCCAACAUUCCCAAAAAAUUCAAACUUUACAAAUUCACAUUUAUUUCCCGCCCAAAACCCACACAAUCUUUGAAGUUUAAACUGAGAAAGAUUAUCUUCAAUUCCCAUUUUCUACAUUACCGUGUUAAUUUAUUUUCAAUUUAUUUAAUCCCCAAAACAGGAAAUGUCAGCGUCGUCGGUUUGUCGGCAAAGAGACAUUACCUCCGGCAAUCCAAAAACGGCGAAAACCAUAAUUUCAAUCUCCAAUCCGACCCUCAAAAAAUCAUCUUCCGGUAAAGAAAACCCAAGGCCCAGCAGCCUUUCUCGUGCUUCCAUGGUGGCUAAGGGGCCCAUGAUCCGGUCCGUUCCAAGAGUCGAGAAGGCGGUGGAGCUUGGUGGCUCUGAGAAUGAGGGCCGGCUACGGUGGUCCACGUCAUCAGCCCCAAGAGGUAGGAGUCAGAGUCCAUCUGAAUUUAUUAGGGUUUUUUCUGAUUUAAAGAAAGAUAGAAUUUCAAUGGAUAGGGAAAAGAAGGAUUUUAGGGAUUUAAGAGUUAAAGGUUGCAAGGAAAAUGGUGGAUUUAGGGAGAACUUGGUGAUGAAAGUGAAGGAAAAUCAGAGUAAAAUAAACGGGGUUAGGUUUUUGGAUGGGAAUUUUAAAAAAGAUGUUAAAUUUAGCUCCGAUUUGGGGAAAUCAAAUGGGGAUAAUAUUCAAAAUGGGGAUUUUGGGGCUUUUAACGAAAAGGGUAUUUCAGAUUUUGGUUCAGAACUUGGAGCUUGUGUUAGGGUUGAUGAGAAAUGUGAUGCAAAGUUUCUAAAAGGUAAGUCUUCGAGUGAUGGUAAGAGUUUGGAGGUUUUGAAAGAAACGGACUUGAGUGUUCAGGAGAGUGGAGGGAGUGGGAUUGGUAUUAAAUAUCCGAGCAAGGUUCAUGAAAAGCUUGCUUUUCUGGAAGGGAAGGUGAAGAGAAUUGCGUCAGAUAUUAAGUGGACUAAGGAGAUGCUUGACAUGAAUAAUCCGGAUGCAUCAAAGGUGAUACUUUCAGAUAUUCAGGACAAGAUUUCAGGUAUUGAGAAGGCUAUGAAUCAUGUUGUGAGUGAUUCGAAUGGUAAAACAAGUGCUUCAAAAGGUUCUAGAGAUGAAGAUGUGAGUAUGAAAGGUGUUGAGAGGAGUCAGAGUAAGCAAGUGGGUAAUGUUAAAAUUUCAGUUAAAGAAUUGAAUAGUGAGGAAUUAGAGGCUAGAUUGUUUCCUCAUCACAAGUUGCUUAGAAAUCGGAUGUCAUUGAAGGAAUCAUCAGGCAGCUCUCAAAGUCAGGAACCCUUGCAUGCUGUAGACUCCAGCAGUGAAUUAAGGGAGGAAAAGAAGUCGUUGAGUCCCAUUGAGGAUAAUCCGGUCACUUUGGAGUUCUUGGCUUCACUUGAUAGGGAGAAAACUAAAGUCACCACAAGAAUUGAGCAGGCUAGUUUGAAGAAUUCUGAUACUCAGCAGAUGGAUGGUGAUGGUGCUUCAGGAGCACAAGGCUCUUUAAAAAAUUUUGACAUGAAGCAUGGUGUAGAAUUCAAUCUUGAAUCAGAUGAGAGACUUGAGGACUUUGAUGAUCAGGAGAAUAGGCCUACUGCUGUUAUUGAUGAGGAGACUGAAGAUGCUAGCAUUUAUCAGCUCAAUGAAAUUGGCUGCAAGACUUCAACUGGUGGAUGGUUUAUGUCAGACGGAGGGGCUGUUCUUCUUGCUCAUGAUGAUGGGUCAUGUUCCUUUUAUGACAUUGCUAACUGCGAGGAGAAGGCAGUGUACAAGCCUUCAGAAGGUGUCUCACCUAAUAUAUGGAGGGAUUGUUGGAUUAUCCGUGCUCCUAGUGCAGAUGGUUGCUCAGAGAGAUAUGUUGUGGCUGCAUCUGCUGGGAAUUCUUCAGAAUCAGGAUUCUGCUCUUGGGAUUUCUAUACCAAAGAUGUGCGAGCUUUCCACACUGAGCAUGGGGAGACUGCUUCAAGAACAAUACUUGGUCCCUUAACGAAUAACAGUUUGUAUAGAAGAAAUGCUCUGCGUAAUAGUUUAUCACCAGAAACUCAGCAGUGGUGGUAUAAACCUUGUGGCCCUCUUAUCAUCUCAACUGCCAGCUCUCAGAAGGUUGUCAAAGUAUAUGACAUCCGUGAUGGCGAGGAAAUUAUGAAGUGGGAGGUCCAGAAGCCUGUAUCAGCAAUGGAUUAUUCAAGUCCACUGCAGUGGAGAAACAGAGGAAAGGUAGUUGUAGCAGAAGCAGAAAUGAUUUCUGUAUGUGAUGUGAACUCUUUACAUCCUCAGACAUUACUAUCUGUCUCUUCAGCUGGUCAAAAAAUCUCGGCUCUUCAUGUAAAUAACACUGAUGCAGAGAUGGGUGGAGGGGUUAGGCAAAGAAUAAGUUCCUCAGAAGCUGAAGGAAAUGAUGGUGUAUUCUGCACUCCAGAUUCUAUUAAUAUCUUGGAUUUUCGCCAUCCAUCUGGUGUAGGUGCAAAAAUAGCAAAAAUUGGUGUUAAUGUGCAGUCAGUUUUCUCCCAAGGGGAUUCGAUCUUACUUGGAUGCACAAAUGUGAGAUCAUCAGGAAAAAAGCAACCUUGUUCUCAAGUGCAACAGUUCUCAUUGCGCAAACAAAGGCUGUUCAGUACUUAUUCUUUGCCUGAAUCCAAUGCUCACUCUCAUUAUUCAGCCAUAACACAGGUUUGGGGAAAUUCAAACCUUGUCAUGGGUGUCUGCGGGCUGGGCCUUUUUGUAUUUGAUGCCUUGAAGGAUGAUUGCCUGCAGCCUUUCAUAUAUGAUUAUGGCAGUGCUAAAAAUGCCAGAGAGAUCGUUGGGCCAGAUGACUUGUAUUCCCCUUCUUUUGACUACUCGGCAUCUCGUGUUCUCUUGAUAUCCAGAGAUCGCCCUGCACUAUGGAGGCACUUGUCAUAGGUAAGAUGUUGAAAAAUGUCAUAGUAAUUUAUGAAGAAACCAUUGGCAUGACUAAGUUCUUGGUGUUUAUGUUUGGCUUCUCAUGGCAUGCUAUGCUUUUGUAAUUUAUUGAUUGCAGAGGUGUUUGGUUAGAAAACCGGGUGAGUGCAGCAUCCCGCUGACCUUCUACGUUCUAGUGUAUUUGGAAAAGUGAAGGAAUUUGAUCUUUGUGAUCUUAAAAAUUUAUGAAAUGAAAAUAGAAAAUUGGUUGGAUUGAUUUUAUACCAUCUGAGUUCUUUUGAGAAUUUGGAGGAUAUUGAUGUGCUAGAGUUAUCUGUAACAGUGUCGUGAUGAACCAUGAUUUGAUGGAAAAAGCCUUGCAAGUUUUCCGAAGUACAGUUGGAACCAUUAGGAACCUUUAGCAAACAUUUAAAACAGACAUCUAAGCUGGCUUGAAGGAAGCAUUACUGUUCCAGCUGGUUAAAUAUUGGCAAUUGCUUCAGUAUCUUUAAUAUUUGACAGAUUCAAAACUUCAACUGCAAAUCCUUCAGUGUUCUCUGUUAGCUGAUAAACCAUAAUAUUUGUUUAGACCCACUGAGACCUUUUCAACACCAAUGCUCUUUGCAAUGCUACGAUGAGCAGACAAUUC